Schistosoma turkestanicum is the source of this 2894-nucleotide messenger RNA. Lineage: Eukaryota; Metazoa; Platyhelminthes; Trematoda; Strigeidida; Schistosomatidae. The record is from the annotation of a GenBank genome assembly.
AUUCUCUAACUCUGCCGCUAGUUUCAAUUUACAUUAUGUCACUAAGCUGACCACUUAAUAUAUUUGCGCGAGUAUUCAGCAGUUGUUUUCGCUGCGCUGGCUUCUCACUUCGGUCUGGAUAUUUUGUAUAUCACAGUAUAAAUGCCGAAGAGUAAGUUCAUUGAAGCAGGUCCAAGAAAACGUAAGCAAAGUUUGAGAAAUGAUGAACCUAUCUCUGAGCAUCCUAAACGUGAAGUAAACCACAAACCACACUUGUCAGAUGGUUUACGUCACUCAAAACUCAGAAACCGUACUAGCCAUGAACGGUCGUUUCUGGCAGAUUUUCCUAUUGUAAAUAAAUUCCCAAAGUGGUUUAUUCUAUCCGCUUUAUGCAUAUCGAUCUUAAGUUUUUUGAUGAUGCUUGCAUCCCGUCCACUGAUGGUUUGGUAUCAGAGGAAACAAGUUAUUACUCCUCUUGAUCUACCGAAAGCUAUACCGGAUGCCUCAUUGAAUGAACGGUCUCACAAUUUGUUUUGGGGAAGUUAUCGGCCUGGAAUUUAUUUUGGUAUGAAGCAUAGAAGCCCUAGACCUCUUUUGUUUGGAGUUAUGUGGACAGUUCAAGAUCCAAAAAUAUUUUCCUACCGUCACUCAUGUGAUCAGUUUGAUGGAGUUUUAAGCUACAACUGGUUGGAGCAUGAUGGUCUUACUUUUGGAACACAACAAAUAGUAGAUAUUUAUCAUGUUAUCACGAUAUCUUUUAUUAAACCAUCUUCUGACUUUACGGAGAGUGACUGGACAGUAAGAAUUUCGGCAUCUGCGCGAAAUCAUACUUCUAUGAAAUAUCCGUUAUCGGUAGUUGUCUACUUUUAUUACCCUGACGAAGAAAACAACUUCUUCAUGGAACCAGUAAUUUCUGGUAAAAAGAUCAUUGGAUUACAAGGUAGUUCAAUGGAGUUAGGUGAUUAUUUUGCUUUACUUCAUCCUACUUCUCGUAAAUUACAAGAGAGUUCUCUGAUAGCUUAUGUACCUAGAGAAGAUGCAAUUCAACAGACAAUGUUUACUGGUUUAGGAAUCAGAAAAGAUAGAAAUUUCUUAACAUUAACAGACUUUGCUAAGAAUCAUGAUCGAAAUCAACCUUCAAAUGCAUGGUUUUAUGAAAUAACUACAAAUCCCAAUGAAAAUCAUCAAACGAUUCUGGAAGUUGAAUUUCUUCAUCCACAAAGUUCAUUUGGGCGCAUGCAUGGAAAUAAUUUCUCUGAAGAGUUAUCUAGACUAUCGAAAAGUUUUCAUCAACGUUUUGUUGAGAGAUUCAGUGUGGACUUGACGAAAUUUUCCGAUAGACAGGCCAACUUAUCUAAAAUUGCUGUGAGCAAUUUACUUGGUGGUAUUGGUUACUUUUACGGCACAUCGUUAGUUCGUUCAGCUAAUAUUGGACCAGAACCUGUAUCUAAUUGGCCAUCUGGUUUAUUUACUGCCACACCAUCUCGCCCCACCUUUCCACGUGGAUUUUUAUGGGAUGAAGGAUUUCAUGGUUUGAUAUUAGCACGGUGGGAUCCGAAUCUCGCAAUGGAAACAGUCGGUUCAUGGCUCGAUCUAAUGAAUGUUCAUGGUUGGAUUCCACGUGAACAGAUCUUAGGUUGGGAGGCCAGAUCAAAGGUUCCAUCCGAAUUUGUUGUUCAGUCCUCUGAUGUUGCCAAUCCACCAUCUUUGAUUUUAACUGUUGAGGCUUUGUUAGAUCGUUUACCUCGAUUAACUGUUGCUGAGGCUAACGAAUUUCGUCGUUGGUCUAUGGUAGUUCUUCCAAGGUUGCAUGUUUGGUAUCAAUGGUUCAAUACUACUCAGUUUGGUCCUGUCCCUCUGUCAUAUCGUUGGCGUGGUCGCAAUCCUGAUGAAAUUCAUCAGCUAAACCCUUUAACUUUAAGUUCAGGAUUAGAUGAUUUUCCUCGUGCUUCACAUCCAACUGAUGACGAACGUCACAUUGAUUUACGUUGUUGGAUGACUUUGUUUGCUCGUGUAAUGUCAAGGUUGGCUUCUGUUGUUACACAGUUCAUGCAAACAGAUCAAAGUAGUCAAUCAAAGUUAGAAGAGACUCGUUCAUUGAUUACACAAUAUACCCGUUGGGCAGAUAUCUUAUCUGAUCAAAGUGAGCUGGAUAGACUUCAUUGGUCAGAAAAGCAUGGCCGCUAUGCGGAUUAUGGUCUGCAUACAGACUUUGUUAAACUGGAGAUGCCUGAUAUACCUGUGGGAUCACAACGUGUUUCUAAUGAGCAAAUGAAAUUGGUACGAGUAACUGCAGAACCGCCAUCACUGCAGUUAGUUGACACUUCAUUUGGAUACGUAAAUUUAUUCCCACUUCUAUUAAAAGUCCUUUCGCCUACAUCACCACGACUUCCUCGUUUGUUAGCUGACCUGGGUAAUAAAGAUCUGCUGUGGUCUGAAUUUGGAUUACGUUCAAUCAAUCUGAAGUCUCCUUUCUAUCAAACACACAAUACCAAGGAUGAUCCACCCUACUGGCGGGGUGCUAUAUGGAUAAAUAUAAAUUAUUUAGCCGUACAGUCACUACGUUUCUACUCUAAUCAUCCACGUACACCUGCACCUGUCGCUACAGAAGCUAAAAGGCUGGCCGAACAACUUACACAAAAUUUAGCACGUACCGUACUAGGUGAACUUGAACGAACAGGUUACUUAUGGGAACAGUAUAAUGAUCAAACUGGAAAUGGUCAACGUGGUCAUCCAUUCUCAGGAUGGACGAGUUUAAUUAGUUUAAUAAUCAGUGAUAAUUCUUAACUUUUUUGUAUGUUAUUUUUAUCAUUUUUGUACGGUGACUUAAUGUUGUACAUCUUUUUUUUUGUACGUAUUUUACUUUUAUGUUGUUAUUCUUUUGAUCUGAUGAAUAAAUAAAGUAUUUGAAUGGA